AAAAGAAGAAUUUCCUCUCCUUCUUGUCAUUCUGAAUGACUGGGCACCUCAGAGUCCUAUCUCCAUCAUUACACAGGAAGCCGAGGACUUCCUACUCUCUCAGGACCUGAACCUUGAAAACAGGGACUCUAAAAACUCUAGAAACAAAGACUUCGUGGACAAACGCCCUUGAUGCCAGGAGCCCACUGCAUUUAACAGCAAAGCAAGUACAGACACCGUCUCCCCGGACCCGUGGCAGAAGCCAGCAUGGAAACUUCAACCACUCCAAAGGGCUAUGAGGGGACCACAGAGUAUGACUAUGAGGACACAACCCCAUGCCAGAAAGAAGAGUUGAGGGCUUUGGGGAGUCAGCUGCUACCCCCCUUGUACUCCCUGGUGUUUGUGAUUGGCCUGGUUGGCAACAUCCUGGUGGUCCUGGUCCUCGUGCAAUACAAAAGGCUCAAGAGCAUGACCAGCAUCUUCCUGCUCAACCUGGCCAUCUCGGACCUGCUGUUCCUCUUCAUGAUGCCCUUCUGGAUUGACUACAACGUCAGGGAUGACUGGGCCUUCAGCAACGGCACGUGCAGGCUGCUCUCGGGGCUCUACUACGUAAGCCUGUACAGCGAGAUCUUCUUCAUCACCCUGCUGACCAUCGACAGGUACCUGGCCAUUGUCCACGCCGUGUUCGCCCUGCACGCCCGGACCGUCACCUUUGGUAUCGUCACCAGCCUCCUCACCUGGGUCCUGGCCAUUCUGGCUGCCAUUCCGGGCUUUUACUUUUCUAAGGUCCAGUGGGAGUUCACUCAUUACACCUGCAACCUCCAUUUCCCUCACGAACACCUGAAGCAGUGGCAACAGUUCCAGGCCCUGAAACUGAACGUGCUGGGGCUGGUCCUGCCUCUGGUCACCAUGAUCGUCUGCUACACGGGGAUUAUAAAGAUUCUGCUCAAGCGGCCGAACAAGAAGAAGGCCAGAGCCGUCCGCCUGAUUUUUGUCGUCAUGAUCAUCUUCUUUCUCUUCUGGACCCCCUACAAUCUGACUAUAUUUUUCACUGCUUUUCAAAGUAGCCUCCUGGCUAAUGAGUGUGAGCAGAGCAAGCAGCUGGACCUGGCCCUGCAGCUGACGGAGGUGAUCGCCUCCACGCACUGCUGCGUCAACCCCAUCAUCUACGCCUUCGUGGGCGAGAGGUUCCGCGGCUACCUGCGCCAGCUCUUCCACCGGCUGCUGGCCGUGCGCCUGGCGAAGUGGCUCCCCUUCCUCCGCACCGAGAGGCUGGAGGGGACCAGCUCCCCGUCCCCCUCCACCGCGGAGCAGGAACUCUCCAAUGGGUUCUGACUCAGGCCCGGGCAAGAGGGACCCGCUGGAGAGGAGGCAGCUUGGCUGUCCCAGCCCGAUCCUGACCCCUGACACAGGCUGGAAUGUGGCCACCUGGGGUUGAGGUGGUCUAGACGCUUCACCUCCGCGGCUUCAGCCUUCUCCAUGAAUUUCUCCCUGGAGAUGGAUGAGUGAACUGGAGAACAUUCCAGAAGACAGGGAAAAGGGUGCCAGAGAAGGACUUGGGCCCAAACAGGAUUUCAGGUUUUGUGAACAUGAACAUUUGUAAACAAAGCCACUGAGCAUCCCCCCACCUCUACCCCCACCACCAAUGAAUCUGUAAAUAGCAAUUUCCACAGUUGACUGGUUCAGAGCCUAGAGCCAGUCAGGAGCCAGCA
This is a messenger RNA of Miniopterus natalensis, 1691 nucleotides long. Its product is annotated as C-C chemokine receptor type 1. Gene Ontology annotation, molecular function: C-C chemokine receptor activity; chemokine (C-C motif) ligand 7 binding; chemokine (C-C motif) ligand 5 binding. NCBI's taxonomy places the organism in Eukaryota, Metazoa, Chordata, Mammalia, Chiroptera, Miniopteridae. The record is from RefSeq and is a predicted model, not a curated record. Gene Ontology annotation, cellular component: cytoplasm; external side of plasma membrane; membrane. Gene Ontology annotation, biological process: immune response; inflammatory response; cell chemotaxis.